Messenger RNA from Trachymyrmex cornetzi, 430 nucleotides. RefSeq names its product putative nuclease HARBI1. The transcript has 2 exons. The record is from RefSeq and is a predicted model, not a curated record. The annotation marks the transcript as partial. NCBI's taxonomy places the organism in Eukaryota, Metazoa, Arthropoda, Insecta, Hymenoptera, Formicidae.
AUGGAAGAGGCAGAACAAACCAUAGAAAGGAUAAAUAAAAAUUAUGGUUUCCCAGAAGUCAUUGGUGCAAUAGAUGGGACACACAUUAAAAUUGCUGCACCAAGGAAUCACAGUGAUUCAUAUAUUAAUCGAAAAGGAUAUUAUUCUAUUCAAUUGCAAGUUGUUUGUGAUGCAGAUUUGAAAUUCAUGCAUUGUUAUGCUGGACAGGUUGGUUCUGUACAUGACAACCGUGUUUUCAGAUUAUCUAAUAUUGAAAGUAUGUGUACAGAAGCCAAUUUUCCUAAUAAUAGUUAUUUACUGGGAGAUGCAGCUUAUUCUAUAUCAAAAUACGUAAUGGUACCAUUUAGAGACAAUGGCAACUUAUCUGAAAGACAAAUUAAUUUCAAUAAACGUUUAUCUACUGUUAGAAUGAUGAUUGAACGAGCCAUAG